Aspergillus steynii IBT 23096 is the source of this 3187-nucleotide messenger RNA. RefSeq lists its product as uncharacterized. The coding region runs from base 433 to 2901 and encodes 822 amino acids. The record is from RefSeq and is a predicted model, not a curated record. The transcript has a single exon. NCBI's taxonomy places the organism in Eukaryota, Fungi, Ascomycota, Eurotiomycetes, Eurotiales, Aspergillaceae.
UUGCUCAUCACGUCUUACGCCAUCUUGGUUCACCGUUCCAUCAGACCCAUCUCGCUUAGUUCAUCCUCGGAUUGCAGAGAUGGCUGAAGAGCGCACGAAGGCACAGGCAACAGACAGACAGACGCAUUCGGUCAAUCUGUCCAAAGUCCAUUCAUGGCCCAUCUCCAUCUCCGUUUCUGUUUCACCCCGGACUUGGAAGGUCCCUUGUCCUCCUCCGGAGUAGGACAUUCGGAACCGAAUUUCUGCUACAUACUUCUAAAUGCAUUCGGCUCGGGUCUUCCAGGGGGAAGGAGAUAUAUAUGGUUUAAGACAUGUCCACAUUUGUCGAGUCUUGACAGCCUAACUGAUCCUAGUCCUUUCCGUUAUCAUUGUCGCCGAUCACCGUACUUGCAGACUGGUUACUCUAUUCGGCUGCUGGGCACGAUCUUGACUAUGAAGCCCCAGACAUCGACGGUUAUCCUGGGGCUGUGCACCUCGGCCCUCGCCCUCCCUCUCGGCAACACCCAGGAUGAAAACCCAACUACGACAACGACGCUAUCUAAGCGGCAGGAUAUCUCCAACCCCAACCCCGCUGCCACUACAGAAGGCGCUGCCCCGAACCCCGGGAGCCAGGCGGGUGGGGUGCCCGGCGUACAGCAAUUCCCCGGCUUUGGUGGAGGCCAAGGCAAUGGCCAAUUCCAGGGCGCCCAGGGCUCAGGAUUUGGAAGCUUCUUAGGAGGAGGAGCUUCUCCGGGUGGUGGAGGAUUCCAAGGUUUCGGACAGGGAUCCUCCUUCCCCGGGGGCUUCGGUUUCUCCAGCUACCCAAGCCAGGGGACAGCAGGUGGUGAUGCCUCCCAGCCAGCUGGGCUCCCGGGCUCCGGCAGUCCUCCCGGAGGCGGAGGCUUCCCAGGAGAAGGUUUCCCAGGCGGCAGCUUUCCAGGGUUCUCCAACACACCAAGCCAAGGGCAAGGCGAGGAUGUUUCUCGAAGUGCCGAAACCCCCGCCACUAACAGCCUCCCCGGCGGUGGAACUUUCCCCAGUGGAGGCUUCCCUGGAGGCGGAAGCUUCCCUGGAGGAGGCUUCUCAGGUGGUGGCGGCUUUGGCAGCGGCUUUCCAGGUUUCUCCGGCUCCUCAAACCAAGGAGCAGCAGGGGACGAUGCCUCUCAGCCAGCUGGAUUCCCAGGCUCUGGUAAUCCUCCCGGGGGCGGAGGCUUCCCUGGAGGAGCCUUCCCAGGUGGAGGACAGGGGUCGGGUUUCCCAGGGUUCUCAAACACACCAAGCCAAGGACAAGAUGCUUCUCAAAGUACUGAAGCCCCGGCCACUAACCUCCCCGGUGGUGGAGGAUUUGGAGGCUUCGGUAGUGGUGGUUUCUCAGGAUUCAACCAGGGAUCAGGGUUGCCAGGAUCCUCCAACGCCCCAAACCAAGCAGGGUAUGGAAAUGCCCCUCAAGGUGCAGGUGCUUCUGGCGCUGGUAGCUUCCCCGGAGGGGGAGGCUUCUCGGGCUUCGGCCAGGGGCAAGGUUUCCCGGGGUUUUCUAACUCUCCAAGCCAAGGAGGAGCUGGAAGUGGCCCUCAAAGCGCAGGACUUCCUGGUUCUAGCAGCCUCCCCGGCGGCGGAGGAUUUGGAGGCUUCGGAGGUGGUAGUUUCUCAGGCUUCGGUCAAGGAUCAGGGGUCCCAGGAUUCUCUAACGUCCCAACCCAAGGAGGACAAGAUGCACCGGCCCCUCAGGCUACUGAUGUCCCGGUCUCCAACAACCUCGAUUCCCAAGCGGAUGCCCCCAACCCUCCAAGCGAAGGAGACAGCGUGGCUCCCGCUCAGGCCACCGAGACCCCGGCUUCCAAUAACGCCGAUUCUGAAGCGGCCGCACCCAACCCCCCAAGUCAAGAAGGAGAAAGUGAGACUCCCGCUCAGGAUGUCGAGACUCCGGCUUCCAAUAACGCCGAAUCUGAAGCGGCCGCACCCAACCCCCCAAGUCAAGACGGAGAAAGUGAGACUCCCGCUCAGGCCACCGAGACCCCGGCUUCCAAUAACGCCGAUUCUGAAGCGGCCGCACCCAACCCCCCAAGCCAAGACGGAGAAAGUGAGACUCCCGCUCAGGAUGUCGAGACUCCGGCUUCUGACAACGCCGAUACUGAACCGGCUACACCCAACCCCCCCAGCCAAAGAGAAGGGGAAGAUCCCGCUCAAGACGUUGAUAUCCCAGGCUCUGGAGACCUUCCCGGGAAUGGCCGUCCAGUUCGCGGUGACAGACCCGGCUUCCCAGGCGUAAUAGGGGAAAGCGACAAUACUCAAACCGCCGGGCUCCCUGGUUCUCGUAACCCCCCUGGGGGUGGAGAUUUCCCUGGCUUCCCCGGUUUCCCAACCCAGGGAGACGGCGAGGGUCCUUCUCAAGAUGCUGAUAUCCCCAGCCCCGGAAAUGUCCCCGGGGGCCCGGGAAAUAGUCUCUCACAAGAUGCCCAAAACCCAGGACUUGGUGGAUUGACCGGAGGCGGCUCGGGUGAGUUUCCAGGAUUCCCAGGUCAGCCAGGACAGGAAGCCGACGAGUCUCAAGAUACUUCUGGUUUUCCCGGCUUCGGUGGAUUGCCCGAGAUCCCCGAGAUCCCAGAGCCCCCAGGAAAUGACAAUGAAACCGAUAGCAACGGCACUGCCAAUGGGCUCCAGGGCUCCUACACCUUUACGUUGUCAGGAUUUGGUGGACAAUCCUUUGGCCAGUCUGUCGAUGCGCCAAACAAUGCCGGUAAUUCCUUGACGGGCGAAUUCGCGGGCUUCGGAGGUGGACAGGAUGGCUCGAGGCCGAACCCGUUUGGUGCCGGUGCUCAGGGUUCUGAAGCUGAAGGCCAGGAUGUCCCAGAUGUGCCUGUGGAUGCAGCGCAGCCUCCGGCAGACGCGGCCGAGCAGCAAGAAGUUCCAGCCGCAGCUUGAUCUUCCUUAAAACUUUGUCGGGUCUGUUUGUUCUUGGUUUUCUCUCAUGCCUUCCUCUUUUCGUCUUUGUCCUUUCUGGUAUCCAUAUUCAAAUUGCUGAUAGGCUAUGGCCUCUAAUGGUGGAAUAGAUCAGAAGAAAGCGUGGCGGUGUUUUCCAUGAUUAUGUUAAUAAAUGAUGAAAAAAAUGACAAGCGUGUGAAAAAUGGAAGCAGUUUCCUGGCCAAGAUGACUCGAGCCGAGUUGUCAGCGAAUCCGUGUUGGUUUUAGUGAGGAAGGGGUGGCAGAC